AUGGGUGGUUUCAAGGCUGUCGAGGAUCGGCCGACGCCGAAGGAGGUCUACAACUGGCGUCUCUACAUUGAGGCUUCCAUCAUCGCAACCGGAUCUUUGCUAUUCGGCUACGACUCCGCUUUCAUCGGAACCACGAUCGCACGAACGGGGUUCAAGAGAGACUUUGGAAUCACCUCGGAGAACUCCAACAACAUCUCGAGUAACAUCACCUCGGCGUUCCAGGCUGGUGCUCUCGGCGGCGCGUUGCUUUGCUUCUUCAUCACUGAGCGUCUGGGCAGAAAAUGGACUCUGCAAGCCAACGUCGUCAUCUUCCUCGUCGGCGCCAUUCUCAUGGUUGCCGCGACAAACCAGCUGUCUUAUAUCUAUGCGGGUCGAGCGCUGACGGGAAUCGGAUGCGGUGGCAUCACGGCCACCGUUCCCUCCUACAUCGGUGAACUCUCGAUCCCCUCGAUCCGCGGCAUCCUCACCGGUCUCUUUGAAGUCGCCUACCAGGUCGGUUCCGUCAUCGGCUUCUGGAUCAACUACGGCAUCACGCAGAACAUCAACCCCAACUCGGCAACUAGCUGGAGAAUCCCGAUGGCUUUCCAGCUUGUACCUUCCGGCAUUCUUUUCAUCGGCUGCUUCUUCAUUCACGAGAGUCCUCUCUGGCUGAUGCGCAAGGGAAAGACGGAGCAGGCGCAUAAGGUUCUCGAGUCGAUCAGACAUCUCCCCAUCGAUCACAAGUACAUGCAAGAGGAGGUUGACAUGCUCCAAAAGAAGAUGGACGAAGAAGCCGCCGUCGCCAGCGCCUACGGCACCGGCCAGUGGGCCUACUUCCGCGGCGUCGCCAGCACCCUCUGCCGCAAGGGCAUGUGGAACCGCCUCGUCCUCGUCUUCUGCGCCUUCGCCCUCAACAACCUCUCCGGCGCCGCCGCCAUCAACUACUACUCCCCGACGCUCUUCGCGUCCAUCGGCAUCACCGACGUCGCGCUCUACACCGGCAUCUACGGCCUCAUCAAGGCCAUCGCCUCCAUCAUCUACUUCAUCUUCCUCAUCGACCUGCUCGGCCGCCGCUGGCCCGCCAUCAUCUCGUCCUUCGUCUGCUCGCUCUGCCUGUGGGUCGUUGGGGCGUACGUCAAGAUCGGCCACCCGGCCGACAUCAUCGCCGCCGGCAAGGAGCUCUCUGCCUCGACUGCGGCGGGCGGCAGGGCGGCCACGGGCAUGAUCAUGAUCUACUCCAUCUGCUGGUCGUUCGGGCUCAACGGUAUUCCGUGGAUCGUCUCGGCCGAGAUCUUCCCCGGCGCGCUGCGCAACUUCACCGGAACGUAUGCCGCCCUGGUUGUUUGGGCGACCCAGUUUGCCAUCACGAAGGCGCUUCCGUACAUCUUCAGCUCGUUCGGAUAUGCGACUUGGUUCUUCUUCGCCGCGUGGAUGAUUGUGGCGACCUUGUGGGCCUUCUUCUUCCUGCCUGAGACCAAGGGUCUUACCAUGGACCAGAUGGAUGUCAUCUUUGGCUACGCACAUGACGCCCGCCCGGAACCAUCGACCAAGGUCGUCGACACUGCUUUCGACGAUAUCGACAAGGCGAAGCGAAGUGAGCACACAGAAGAUGUCAUGGGCUUCUUCAGCACCCACGCGGCAGGGACGCUUGAUCCCCCCGAGGUGCGGAACUGGCGCAUCCACUUGAUUGCGCUGGUUGCCAGCAUGUCGGCCUUGGCCAUGGGAUACGACACGGCCGUCAUUGGCGGAACCAUGGCGCUGGACUCCUUCCGACGCGAUUUCCACCUCGACGAAGUCAGCACCACUGCAAGAGAUACCAUCCAAGGCAACAUCGUUUCAACUUUCCAGGCCGGAUGCUUCUUCGGCGCCCUCUUCACGUUCCCCAUCGCCGAGAAAUUCGGCCGCCGCAAGACUGUCAUGCUCGCCGGUGCCGUCUUCCUCCUCGGCGGCACCCUCAUGACCGCCGCCCGCGGCAGCCUCAACAUGAUCUACGCCGGCCGCGCCAUCGCGGGCCUCGGCAUCGGCGCCUCCUCGCUCACCGUUCCCGUCUAUAUCGCUGAGACCGCGCCGCCCUCUAUCCGCGGCCGCCUCGUUGGCAUCUUCGAGAUCGCUUCCCAGGGCGGCGGCAUGCUCGGUUUCUGGAUCAACUACGCCACCGACCGCACCAUCAACGUCAACAACCACGCGCAGUGGGUCGUCCCGCUCGGCCUCCAGCUCGUGCCCGGUUUGGGGCUUGCGCUGGGUAUGAUCUGGUGCCCCGAGUCCCCGCGCUGGCUGGCGAGGGGCGAUCAUUUUGACGCUGCUGAGAGGAUUCUGGUGAAGCUGAGGGGCUUGCCUGCAGACCACGAGUAUAUCCGCCGCGAGAUGAAUGAUAUCCGCACGCAGGUUGAGCAGCGCACGAAUAACCGCUUGACGAAGAAGCAGAUGUUCCAGAAGUUGUUCCAGAAGGGUAUCCGCAACAGAAUGGGACUCGGAAUGGCGCUCAUGUUCCUGCAAAGUUUCACUGGAGUCAACAUUAUUACCUAUUACGCCCCUCGCAUCUUUGAGAGUCUUGGUAUCACGGGAACCUCAACGAAGCUCUUCUCCACCGGUUUCUACGGCAUCGCAAAGACUUUUGGCAUGUUCCUGUUCACUUUCUGGGUCGCCGAGCGUGUUGGUAGACGGAAGGGUCUUAUCUGGGGCUCGGCUCUUGGAUGCAUUCCGAUGUGGUACAUCGGUGGCUACGUCAUGCGCGCGGAUCCUGCCGCCAGAGCGGCUGCUGGAGUUAUCAUCCGGGAUGGCUGGUCAUAUUUGGCCAUGGUUUGCGUGUACAUCAACGGUGUGAUCAUCUGCGCCACAUGGCAGGGAAUCACCUGGCUCUACGCUUCGGAAGUACAAACCCUCGAGAUCAGAAUGCUUGCCGUCUCCAUCACCACCGCCACAACCUGGCUUGGUUCCUUCAUCAUCGCGCGCUCCACUCCGUAUAUGAUCUCCGACCUGGGCUACGGCGCCUACUUCUUCUUCAGCAGCAUCCUCAUGCUCAUGGGCAUCUGGGCCUUCUUCUUCGUCCCAGAGACCAAGGGCUUGACCCUCGAAGACAUGGACGCCCUCUUCAUGCAGCCCACGCACAAGACCGUGUGGGCGCAGAUGCGCGGUCGCGACGUCGUCACGGCCGGGCGCGCGAGAUCCCCGAGCAUCACUGAUGAAAAGCUCGAGGCCAACAUCCAGGCGGCGCAGAUCGAGGAGCGUACCAAGUCAUGA
Colletotrichum gloeosporioides is the source of this 3219-nucleotide messenger RNA. RefSeq names its product putative quinate permease. Gene Ontology annotation, cellular component: membrane. Gene Ontology annotation, molecular function: carbohydrate:proton symporter activity. Bases 1 to 3219 code for a protein of 1072 amino acids. Gene Ontology annotation, biological process: carbohydrate transport; transmembrane transport. Lineage: Eukaryota; Fungi; Ascomycota; Sordariomycetes; Glomerellales; Glomerellaceae. The transcript is spliced from 13 exons. The record is from RefSeq and is a predicted model, not a curated record.